AUGCAAUAAAUACUCAAAUAACAAUAAGCUUAAUAAUUUUUAGCACAAUAAUUUUCUAACAAACCUGAUAAGAUUAAACUUUCAAAUUUGAUUCCCACACAGAUCAAUGAGAACUUUUUUAACAAAAAAACAAAUGAAAUUAUGGAUAAGAAACCAUCAUCACCAAGAUCAAAUAAUUAAGUAUCUAAACCAUCUUAAAAACCAUACUAAUAAAUUGCUAUUCAUAAAUCCAAUAUGUCCUUGCAAAAUAAAAGUCAUAUUGUAAAUGAAUAAUUUUAAGAAAAAUUGAAUCAAUUUAGUAAAAGGAGAGAUUAUUCACCAAAUUCUCAAUAAAGCAAUUAUAAAAAGAAUGAAGAAUUCUUAUAAAGAAGACCUUCUUCACUUGUAAAUGAAGAAUAUUCAGCUACUCCUUAGAUUAAUAGAUUUAUAGCUAAAUCUCCAACACCAUCAGAAAUAUAAGAAAGUGUAGCAUCUCUAUUAUAAAAUCAUUAAAGUAAUAAAUUAUAAUGUAAAUAUGUAGCUAUUUCAUCUCCAAAAAGUUCAAAUUCACAAAAACCUAAAACAAAUGCAUUAUAAUUAGGUCCAUAUUUAUCUAUACAACAAUAAUAAACAAAAUCAAACCAUAAAAUUAAAGGUCAUAGUUCAGCUAAUUCAGUUUCAUAUAAUUUAAAAUCAAAUAUUUUAAAGAAAUGUGAUUUUGGAAUGAAUCAUACACCAACUAAAAUUACAACUACAACAUUAAAUACAGAACAUAGUAAAAGUAAAUCUGUUUUGGAUGAACAAUGUAUUAGAAUGAUUUAUUAUGACAAAGAGAAAGAGAAUGAUAUGAAUUUAUUAAAUAUUGGUACUCCAAGUACUUAUUUGCAUUCUAAAAUAUCUAUUGAAUAAUAAAGUGUAAGAUAAUAUAUUAAUAAUAGGUUGGUGAAAGUUUAAAUAGCAAAUUUCAUUAAGCUAAAAUAUUAACAUAACAAUCACCAUAUUAAAAUACUAGUGGAUCUAAUGAUCAUUUAUAAGAAUCAUUUCCUGUUAGAACAUGUAUUAAUCAUAGAACUAAAAAAGCUAAAUAUUUUGUGGAUGAAUAUUAAAAAUAGAUAUUUUAUUGUUCAUAAUGUGCUAUUGUAGUAGCUAGUUAAGGUAAGAUUGUGUAAGAUUUAAGUCAAUUGAUAAUCAAAUCAUAAGAAUCAUAAAUAUUAUCAUUUUAAUCAAAUUCAGUAGAUUCAAAUAGACAUUCAAAUUUUUCAGAUGCUAAUUUCAAAGAAAGAGAAUUAAGUGGUUUUUUAACUAAAUUAGAAUAUUCAAAUUCAUAAAGAGCUGAUAUAUUAAAUUAAAUGUAAAAUUAAAUUGAAAAAAUUAAUUAAUGGUAUGAAUCUCAAAUUAGUAAAUGUCAAUAAUCUAAAUAAGUAAUGUAAUAAAUAAUAAAUGAUGCUUGUAAUAAUAGUAUGUAAAUACUUUAGAAUCAAAGAUAAGAAUCUUUAAAAUAAUUAUCAAAUUUAUAUUAUGUAUUAUAAUAGCAUUAAUUGGAUGCUUAAAAUAUAAAAUAAGAUAUUGAAAAAAAUUGGACUGAAGUUUUAGAAGAUAUAAGAAUGGAUCCUUUUAGAAAGAUUAUGGAUUAUUAUUAAUCUGAAUUUAUUAAAAUGAAUGAAUUCCAAACAUAAUUAUUAUCUUCUACUAUUUCAGUAAAAUCAUUAUCCAAAACAGAUAUUCAAUCUACUUUAGCUUUGAUUGUAUAAAAGUAUUUACUUUUUUAUAUAAUAUUAGUUUUUAAUUAAGUGAAUCUGAAUAAUAAUUAAUUUUACAUAUCAAUUCAAUAUUCAAUUAAACUAUUAGAACUUAACCAACUCCUCCAAAGAAAAGAACUGAUACUGUAGAUUCAUAAAUCAAUUAAUCAAAUUAAUAAUAGAGAAUUAAAACUGAUUAUAGUGGAUCCAAAACAUAACCACAUAAUAAUGAAACUCCAUCUAAUUUUUACUAAUAUUUUAAUGAUAAUAAUAUUUAUUAACUAAGUGCUUCCAAAUUAUAAUCAUAAUAAUAAUAAUAAUAAUAAAAUACAAAUAAAAAUAAUCUUUAUAUUUCUUUUGAAAAUAAAGAUAUAUUUAUGAAUAUUUUAGAAUCUGAAAAGAAUUCUAAAUAAAGUAUACAUGAAGAUAAAUAAUCUGUUACUUCUAAUCCAAUUAUGAUUCUAGAAAGUUAUAGAGAAUCCAAAAAAAAUAUACCUGAUGAUGAUGGAUAAUUAAGUGAUCAUGAAUCACAUAAAUCUACUCCUCAUAGUCCUGCCAGUGGUUAAACUAAAUAAUCAGUUUAAAGAACAGCCACUAAAUUAGAAGAUUAUGUUUAAAUACCUAAAGAUGCUUUCUAAAAAUAAAAAAGUACUUUCAGAACUCUCUUUGAUAAUAUUGAAGAUUAAUAAUAAAAUAGUGAACUCAUUUAAAAUGAUUCAAGUGUUAGUCCUGCUAAAAGUGAGAAAUUUAGAUCUAUCUUAAACAAAAUCUCGAAUAAUCAAUCCAAAACAUAAUAGUAUAAUUAUAUUAUUAUUUUAACUUAGAUUUUAUUAAUAGAUGAUUUAAUCAAGUUAAAAAUUUAUAUUAGAAACACCUGAUAUUAAAAAAUAUGAAAUUUAAGGAGUUUAAUGUUUAUAAUAUCUAUAAGAUACUGAAACAUGUAAAAAAGCUAUUUUAUCAAAUAAAUAAUCUUAAUUAAUGGAUUCAGUUCAAUAAAUGAAUUUGUGUGAUGAUCAAUAAGAUCCAAGUGAAUUUGAAAAUGAUGAAGAUAAAGAAGUCUAAUAAAUGUUUAGUUCUAAAGAAAUGAAACAUUUCAGUGAUUAAAAAUAAAUGACAUAUCCCAGUGAAUCAAGUCAAAAUAAUAGUCAUUUAGAAAUACGAAAAGAUUAAUAUCAAAAAACACUGUUUUGUUCCCCAUAAUUCAAAGAUUAAGACAUAUUGAAUAUAUCUGAAAGCAGUGGAGAUUCAAAUUGA
Molecule: messenger RNA, 2972 nt
Organism: Paramecium primaurelia
Lineage: Eukaryota; Ciliophora; Oligohymenophorea; Peniculida; Parameciidae
Source: the annotation of a GenBank genome assembly